Molecule: messenger RNA, 1680 nt
Organism: Dreissena polymorpha
Lineage: Eukaryota; Metazoa; Mollusca; Bivalvia; Myida; Dreissenidae
Product: A disintegrin and metalloproteinase with thrombospondin motifs adt-1-like
Exons: 11
Coding region: 107-1663 (518 amino acids)
Molecular function (GO): protein binding
Source: RefSeq, a predicted model, not a curated record
CAGUCACGAAUGUUAAAAGGUCAAACACCACUGAUACUAAAGUGACUACGUUCCCUGAUAAGACCAGUUGUUUCUCUAAAAGAACAAGGGACAGUUAGGCGGAGAAAUGAACAUAGGAGUUUGGAUUCCAGUGGGGAUUAUGUGCAUGAUUAGAGCGUCAGAAUGCAUAGAGUGUUUCAGUUGUCAAAACAUUGCUGAUCCUAAUGAGUGCAGAAAUACUUCACAAUGUUCCAGUGGUCAAUCAUGCUCUUUACAAACAUUCCAAGCUGACUCCGAAAUACGCUACACCAUGGGAUGUCAAAACAAUCAGUUAUGCAGUUCCCUCGCUGUUAGCCCACACAGUAUCAUCGGUCGCUCCGUCCAGACGAGACAGCAGUAUAUAUGCUAUGAAUGCUGCAGUACUGACCGAUGCAAUGAGAACCUUUGCUUUCAUAAAAAACCUUCCGAGUGCACUGACGACGAAACACUCGACUGCGCUCGAUUAAAUACUCUGUUUAAUGUUUGCGCAGAUGUUCAUCAUGCAAAAAUCACGUGUCCAAAGUUCUGUGGCCUGUGUCAGCUCGUUGAUGGAAACUGGGCGGAAUGGGGCACAUGGACGCAGUGCAGUGUGACAUGUGCGAAUGGAACGCAGGAGCGUACACGCACCUGCAGUAAUCCGCCCCCUAGCAACGGUGGCCUAAACUGCAAUGGACCAGCUGUUGACAUUAAACUGUGCACACAGCAGCUUUGUCCAGUGCAUGGAAACUGGACGGAUUGGUCCAGUUGGUCUAGUUGCUCAGUUACCUGUGAUGUUGGACUAAUGAAAAAGACAAGAACCUGCACCAAUCCAAGACCAGAUAGAUUUGGCGACAAUUGUUAUGGCGAUGCUAGCGAAUAUGCUGUUUGCCAAAAUGAACACUGCGUUGCUCCGGUGCAUGGCAACUGGUCAGCCUGGUCCGUAUGGUCCACUUGUUCUGUCACGUGUGAUGGGGGACUUCAGAAGAGAUUAAGGACGUGCACCAAUCCUAAACCAAACGCUCUAGGCGACGACUGUGUGGGUGAUCAUAGCGAAUAUACUUUAUGUCUUAAUGAACCUUGUGGCGCCAGAAAUGGUGGCUGGUCUACGUGGGGUUCGUGGCAGAGCUGUUCAGUCACCUGUGGAGUAGGUCGCAGGCUGAUGAGCAGGAUCUGUUCUAACCCGAGUCCAACUAUAUACGGAAAAGCUUGCGAGGGAAACUCAGAGGCAUUUGACGUUUGUGUAAACAGACCGUGUAAUGUUGUAGCCUUCAACGCUCACGGGAUCAACAUAAUUUUGUCAAAUAAUGUCAAUACAUUUCCAACCGUGAUCUUCAACGAAGGCAAUGCUUACAAUCCCUACACUGGACACUUGACAGCCCCUGUGGACGGAAUAUAUUACUUCACUGUGGUUAUCUGCUAUUGGCCUCGACAUGCUUUGGGUUUUGCCAUCUACAAGGGAAAUGCCGAUAUGAGCAGCUUUACACGCUUGACGAUUAACUAUGCAUACAAUGCUGACGACGCUACAUGUACAUCGGCCUCCUCAUCUGCUAAGCUGAACAGAAACGAGCACGCCUGGGUUCAAAUGAAUCAGCAUUACACAGGAGAACUAUUUGAAGCUAUUAAUGCUUGGAACACAUUUACCGGAGCUCUUGUCCAAGAGCUCUAAUAAAUAUGUCAAGUUUU